Hydractinia symbiolongicarpus is the source of this 2329-nucleotide messenger RNA. RefSeq names its product ADP-ribosylation factor GTPase-activating protein 3-like. Gene Ontology annotation, biological process: COPI coating of Golgi vesicle. Gene Ontology annotation, molecular function: GTPase activator activity. The transcript has 19 exons. The record is from RefSeq and is a predicted model, not a curated record. Bases 75 to 1601 code for a protein of 508 amino acids. NCBI's taxonomy places the organism in Eukaryota, Metazoa, Cnidaria, Hydrozoa, Anthoathecata, Hydractiniidae.
UCGUACGUUAUGAGUAGUCACGUGACAAAACAAAUGUAUUUUUUUGUUCACCAGUCGUCGUGUUGGAUUUAAAAAUGGCGGAAGAAAAAGUUCCUCCAAAGGAUAUUUUAUCCGUUUUUAAACGGUUAAAAACUGCUGGAGAGAAUAAAAUGUGUUUCGACUGCCGUGCUUCAAACCCAACAUGGGCGUCAAUAACAUAUGGAGUGUUUCUCUGUAUAGAUUGUUCAGCAGUUCAUAGGUCACUUGGUGUACAUCUCACUUUUAUUAGGUCUACUCAACUCGAUACCAACUGGACUUGGCUUCAACUUCGACAUAUGCAAUGUGGUGGAAAUGCAAAAGCUAAUGCCUUUUUUAGACAACAUAAUUUAACAACACAUGAUGCUGCGGCUAAAUACAAAAGUCGUGUCGCAAGUAUGUACAGGGAAAGGCUUUCAACACUUGCACAUAAAGCAAUAAAAGAGCAAGGGCAUAAUUUAUAUAUUGACCAACAUAAUUCUCCAAUUACUCCGGAACAAAAAGAGGUUGAUUUCUUUCAAGACAUCGAGCAAACUUAUACACGGACGGACUCACCUAGUUUAAGUAAAGGUCAAGCAAUAGAAAAUGGGACAAAGAAUCACGAUGUUGAUGUGGGCCAUCUGAGCACAUCACCUCCGAAAAAAGAUGUUCGUGUACCGACGAUAGGAAAUCGAAAACCAACCACAAAUAAAAAAAAAGGACUUGGUGCAAAGAAAGGAGGUUUGGGCGCUACUAGGAGCAAAGCUAAUUUCACCGCCAUCGAAACUGAAGUUCAACAAAAUGACAAACUUCGUGAAGAGUCAGAACGUGUUAUGGAGCCGUCUUCUCCAGCUGCACCCCUCAGCCCAACUGAAGCCCCUCUAUCUUCAACCCUAAUGUAUAAAUCAGCUUCUAUGAAACGUGAAGAAGAGAAGCUAAAAGUAUCCGACCCAAAGAAGGCAAAACAGUUAGAGAGGUUGGGAAUGGGAUUCGGCAAUAGAGGAAAUAUUAGCCACUCUGUAUCAGACAGUAUGCAAUCAGUGGAACAGGUUAAACCAGACCGAUCACGUGAUAGUUACAGAGAUGAUUAUGGUGGGAGGUCCAGUGGUCCGGACUUUUUCGAUAGUUUUGAUGGUUUAGGUGCGCCUGUCUCGUCCUACGAUACAAGUAGCUUCACAGAAGAACCGAUGAGCUACGAGAGUCGUUACACUGCUAAAAGUUCGUGGGGACUCGAAAGUUCAAAUAAAACAUAUAAAUCGGAACGCGAAGAAAGUACGAACAGUCGUUCACGGCCGAGCAAGUCGUCUUUUUCAGAGUCCACAUCAGACGAAGUUCAAAAGAAGUUUGGCAGUGCAAAAGGAAUUUCAUCGGAUCAACUUUUUGGUUCUGGGCAGAAUGAAGCACAAGGAAGGUUGGAUCAGUACCAGUCCUCCAACGCCAUUUCUAGUGCUGAUUUAUUUGGUGAAAAACAAAGUAGAUCAAGUCGCUCAAGUAACGUUGAUAUUCAAAACAUAAAAGACAGCGUACAAAACGUCACUGGAAAGUUGUCCAACAUGGCGUCGGGAGUUCUUGGUAGUUUGCAGAGCCGAUAUAGCGGAAAUAAUUAGAUUCGAACUUUUAAAAAGAAAAUUAAGAACAUGAUCUGGUCAUGUUGUUAUAGGAUAAUAUACGGGUGUUGCUUAAGUUAUUUUCGUGGAAUUCAUUAUUUUUUUAACAAUUUUAAAUAACAAUAUAGAAAGCAAAUGGAAAUGUAGCAGAUACAAGUUCAACAUGAAACGUUGAUACAUUGGUGGUGUUAAAUGUGAUGUUGGAAAUUUCAUUUUUUUCACUCAUAUAGCUAUUUACGAAUUUCGUUUCCAACAGUUUCGAUCAUAACAUACUAUUUAUAAAAAACGCAAAUGCUUGAUUAGGCGCCCAGGCGGUAAUAUAAAAGCAUCAUGUGAAAAGAGAGUGGUUAAAAAACAGGCACUUUCAUUAUUAUUAUUAUAAGAAUUAUAGACAGUUGUUUUGUUUAGAUAUGAAUUAACGAUUUCUAACUCUUCUUUUCAUGUGAGGUACAAAUUGAUAAGGUGCCCUCUUCAAAAUCGGGGAUAAUUUACAAAAAUCCACACCCUUUGAUGUCAACAUGUAUUAGUUUAGACCCCGGGUGUUUAAUUGAGUUUUAUAUUUUUUAUUAAAAGAAAGAACAUUUAUUCGAGAAAAGGGGCGCAUGUUCGAGCAUUUACGGUACAUCAAUCAUUGGCCACAUACACAAACAAAUGAUUAGGAACUUAUAUUCGAAUUGUUGUACGUAACGAUAUAAGCUUAUUUUGAAUAAAUUUUAUUAUCAAAACAA